Molecule: messenger RNA, 1662 nt
Organism: Closterium sp. NIES-65
Lineage: Eukaryota; Viridiplantae; Streptophyta; Zygnematophyceae; Desmidiales; Closteriaceae
Source: the annotation of a GenBank genome assembly
AUGAGAGCUUUAGGCUCUGCCCCUGACGACGCUGCUACGGCUCGCUUUGCCCGUCAGCGCGCUGACCGGUCGGCUUGGACGUCGCGUGACGUUGCGGCCUGCAUCGCACUCAGCAGCCUCCUCCCUGAGUCAGAGGAGGUCCACUUUACUCAGGUUCGCACCGCUGCUGCGUACCUCACUACGAUUAAGGCCCGCUACUCUACUCCCGCUACUGUCUCUCUUGGCCGUCUUUUCCUCCCGUUCCUGUUUCCUGAUCUCGCCUCGUUUGAGCGCUCUGCUGACUUGAUCGCUCACCUCCGCUCGCUCGACGCUAGUUACCGCGCUGCUUGCACUGAGGCACAGCUUGCACUGCUUCCUCCCCCCAUGGCGAUUACUGUCUAUUUCAUCGCCACUAAUCUCCCUGACCGCCUAGCCUCCGUUCGUGACGCGCUUCUGCUGAAGCACCCUAGUGAGCUGACUAUCGAGGUCCUUGAGUCUGCACUCAAGGACUUCGAGAGCAACCUUCGCUUGGUAGCUGCCGCCUCUGGUACUGUGUCCCCCCCACUCUUCCACGGGUGCACAGUCCCGCAGUUACCCACCUUCACUGCCUCUCUCGCCACUGCCGCUACUGACGCGACUGCGGCUGCUGUUACGACUGCGUCGCGGUCCCGCGGCAAGGGGGGCAAGAAAGGUAGUUCUGGUGGAGGUGGAGGUGGAGGUAGCGGAGGUAAUGGGGGUGCUGUUGCGACUGGCGGUGGUGGGAGUGCAGCGUCUGGAGAGACCCCUCGUGCAGCGGCUGGUGACUCCACUGCGCCUGCUGGUGGCGGCGACCCCCGAGCUCGUCAGUCGCUUCCUGUACUGCCGACCCCGCUAGUCACUGCACGUCACACUACCACUUUACCGUGUCCUGCUGCUCCCUCCGGGUCUCUCACUGGGUUUCACGUCCCCUCGUUCUCCCGGAACUUGGUGGGCGUGCGACCCCUCGUGAGUCAGCACGUGGGUGUGUGGUUUGAGCCUUCUGGUGAGACUGCAGUGUGUGUUGACGGAGACUCUUACCAGCCUCUUGCUACCUUUACUGCUGAGCCGGGCUCAGGUCUCUACACUCUUCACACUGGCCCGCGUGCGCCGCAGCAGCAGCCGCACCAGCAGCAGCAGCCGCAGCCGCAGCAGCAGCAGCAGCAGCAGCUGCACCAGCGGUCGCACCAGCAGCCGCCCCUACUGCCACUGCCCCCGGUUCCCCCCCCCGUUCGGGUCCCCGCGUCUCACCAGGUUGCUUCGUCCCCCCAGGUGUCUGUGUCGUGUCUGGUUCCUACGUCUGCUCCAGUCGCUGCGUCGUGCUCCUGCCGGUCGCUUGCCCACCCCACCGUUCUGUGGCACCACCGGAUGGGGCACCCGUCCCUUCCUCGUCUGCGCGCUAUGUCUAGUCAGCGUCUUGUCCUAGGCCUCCCACGUGUCUUGCCGUCGCUGCCGCCUUCGCUUGCGCCGCCGUGUGGUCCCUGCGUCGAGGGUCGGCUGCGCGCCGCCCCUCACUCCUCCUCCCUUCGUCCGGCCACCGAGCCUUUUGAGACGCUUCACUUGGACGUCUGGGGCCCCGCCCCUCGUCUAGGCCCUGAGCGUGAGCGCUACUUUCUGGUGGUCGUUGACGACUUCUCCCGCUACACCACAGUGUUCCCUCUGGCAUAG